Cricetulus griseus (Chinese hamster) is the source of this 3568-nucleotide messenger RNA. NCBI's taxonomy places the organism in Eukaryota, Metazoa, Chordata, Mammalia, Rodentia, Cricetidae. The record is from RefSeq and is a predicted model, not a curated record.
AUGGCCAUUUCUGAACUUCGCUACAAGCAUGUGGUUGGCCAUUUGGAUGGGCGCCCUGGACCAAUUGGAACUCAAGGUCCAGCAGGUCCUGAAGGAUUUGCUGGUCCUACUGGUUUAUCAGGGUUGAAAGGAGACAGAGGCUUCCCAGGCCCUCUGGGACCAUACGGAUCAAAAGGAGAUAAGGGUCCCAUGGGAGUUCCUGGCUUUGUUGGCCUCAGUGGAAUUCCGGGCCACCCUGGACAACCAGGUCCCAGAGGUCCACCCGGCCUAGAUGGCUGUAAUGGAACUCAAGGAGCUGCUGGAUUUCCAGGCCCUGAUGGCUACCCUGGGAUUUUAGGACCACCUGGGCUUCCUGGUCACAAAGGUUCAAAAGGAGAACCUGCUCCUUUUAAAGACAGCAUCACAGGAAUGAAGGGAAAUCCUGGGCUGCCUGGACUGGAUGGAAUGGCUGGUCCAUCAGGAUCCCCCGGAUCUCCUGGAGAUGCAGGACCCAUAGGACCACCAGGCUUACAAGGUCCCCCAGGCCCCGCUGGACCUUCUGGUCCUGAUGGAAAUAUGGGGUUAGGUUUCCAAGGAGAAAAAGGAGUCAAGGGGGAUGUCGGCCUCCCUGGCCCUGCAGGACCACCUCCAUCUACUGGGGAACUAGAAUUCAUGGGAUUCCCCAAAGGGAAGAAAGGCUCCAAGGGUGAACCAGGGCCUCCAGGUUUCCCAGGCAUGAGUGGCCCUCCAGGUUUCCCGGAGUUUGGAUCUAUUGGAGAAAAAGGAGAAAGGGGAAUCCUUGGUUUGCCAGGACCUAGGGGUUCCAUGGGUUCAGAAGGAGUACGAGGACAGCCGGGGAGACAGGGAAAGAAGGGGACUUCUGGUUUUCCUGGGAUUAACGGGUUCCCAGGAAUUAAGGGUGAAAAGGGUGGCAUUGGUCUGCGAGGCCCAGACAUUUUCACCGAUGCAGAUGGUGCUGUGAUCUCAGGUUAUCCUGGAGACCCUGGUGUGCCAGGCCUCCCAGGCCUAAGAGGAGAUGAAGGCAUCCAAGGCCAACGUGGCCCUUCUGGCACCCCUGGCCUUCCAUCAUUAACAGGUCUUCCUGGUGCCCUAGGGCCUGAGGGAUUUCUAGGCCUGAAAGGAGACCAAGGAAACCCAGGACGCACCACCUUUGGGGAGGCUGGCCUACCUGGCAAAGACGGUUUUCCAGGUUUACCAGGCCUACCAGGACCAUCAGGCCCACCUCGCCACACAUUUGAGACUGGACCCUUGCCUAGCACAGAGCCUGGGUUCCCUGGUCUCCAAGGAGAAAGAGGUCAAAAAGGACAUCAGGGCCUCAAAGGAGUAAAAGGAGACCCUGGGUUUUGUGCUUGCGAAGGUGGGACCCCCAACAUUGGACCACAUGGGGAACCAGGCCUGCCUGGGACACAAGGUCUCAUUGGCCUUCCUGGUAUUAAAGGAACUAGGGGAGAUCCAGGCUCUAGGGGUGCACCUGGCCCAUUGGGGACUCCGGGGUUAUUUGGAUCUAGAGGUCAUACAGGACUCAAAGGAAAGAAAGGAGAACCAACCAUCAGUAGAGGAUCUAAACUGUCAGGGGACAAAGGUGAUCCUGGCCCCCAGGGGAUCCCAGGAAUGGCAGGAGCUCCAGGCAGGAAUGGAAUACCAGGUUUACCAGGCCUCCCAGGCAUUCCGGGAGAUAGUGGAUCUGGCUUCCCAGGAGAAAAGGGGUCACCAGGACUUCCCGGUGAAAAGGGACAUGAUGGUCCAACUGGACCACCAGGAAUUGGGCUGCCAGGACUUCCUGGGCCCCGUGGACUUCCUGGAGAUAAAGGAGUAGAUGGGUUGCCGGGGCAACAAGGUUUCCGUGAAGCUCAAGGAGUCACCUUGCCUUGUAUUAUCCCUGGGUCGUAUGGUCCAUCAGGAUUUCCUGGAGCUCCUGGAUUCCCAGGCUCUAAAGGAGCUCGGGGCCUCCCUGGAAGUCCAGGCAAGCCUGGCGCUCAUGGAAGUAAAGGAAAGCCCGGAAGUCCGGGGUUAAUUCAUCUCCCAGGACUGCCAGGAUUUCCUGGACCUCGUGGGGAGAAGGGAUUGCCUGGGUUUCCUGGGCUUCCUGGAAAAGAUGGCUUGCCUGGAAAGGCUGGCAGUCCAGGUUUAACAGGUUCCAAGGGAGCCACUGGUGACAUCUUUGGUGCCGAAAAUGGUGCUUCAGGGGAGCAAGGCCUACAGGGAUUGCCAGGGGACAAAGGAUUUCCUGGAGACUCUGGCCUUCCGGGACCCAAGGGUUUGAAUGGGAAGUCUGGUAUGCUAGGCCCCAAAGGUGAGAGGGGCAACCCUGGAUCACCAGGAUCACCAGGACAGCCAGGACCCACAGGGUCUAGUGAUCCACUUGGCAUCAAGGGCGCAUCUGGACUCCCAGGAGCACCAGGCCUUCCAGGCAUUUCAGGGCAAUCUGGAAAAAAGGGUCAAAGAGGCAACAUAGGUCAACCCGGGUCAACUGGAAAACGAGGUCUUCCUGGAAUAAAAGGCCUUCCUGGUUCUCAAGGGUCAGCUGGUUUCCUGGGAAGCCCAGGUUUCUCAGGAGUCACUGGGUUGCCAGGCAUCCCAGGCCAAAAGGGGUUUCCCGGAUUACCUGGCCUUCCUGGUAUCCCUGGAGCUGCUGGAAUAAAGGGAUUUCCUGGGUCAUUUGGAAAGGUGGGACAACCUGGACAGACUGGUAGUCCAGGUGAAAAAGGAGACAGAGGGGAUCCAGGGUCAAUCGGAGUAUCCGGCCCAAGACCUCCAAUGCUGAACCUUUGGUUCAAAGGAGAAAAAGGCUCCCGAGGUUCUACUGGAUCUGAUGGAUUUCCUGGACCUAGAGGUGACAAAGGAGAGCCUGGCAUCCCAGGGUUACCAGGCCAACCAGGAGCUCCUGGACAGUCCAGCACCAUCAAAGGACUCAGUGGGAGCCCAGGUUCCCCUGGAUCUGUAGGAAGAAUCGGAUUACCCGGCCUGAAGGGGUCCCCAGGGAUUACAGGUUUCCCAGGAAUGCCAGGAAAGAGUGGUUCUCAAGGUCGCAUUGGAACUUCUGGUUCCCUGGGAGCAACUGGUAUUCCAGGUAUAAAAGGAGAUCAAGGCCAAACAAUUGGCAUUCCUGGAAGUCCAGGACCCAAGGGACAGCCUGGUGAACUGGGCUUUAAAGGUGUAAAAGGAAAAGAUGGGCUAGUUGGUGACAGAGGUUACCCAGGGAACAAAGGUGAUGAUGGAAAAGUUGGUAUUGCAGGAGAUCCUGGUCUUCCUGGCUCCCCAGGACUUCAAGGGAUUUCAGGCAUGAGAGGAGACCUAGGCCUCCCAGGCUCCCCAGGCCAUCUGGGGUCAAUAGGCCGCCCUGGACCCUCUGGCUUAAUAGGACCUAAAGGGUUCUCUGGACCUCCUGGUUUACAUGGACUGAAUGGACUUCCAGGCACCAAGGGUACCCAUGGAACUCCAGGAGCCAGUAUCACUGGUGUUCCCGGGUCUGCUGGUAUGCCUGGUCCCAAAGGGGAAAAGGGAAUGUCAGGAAUUGUCAUCGGAGAUCCAGGAAAACAAGGUUCAAGGGGACAAAAAGGUGACCGAG